This is a messenger RNA of Necator americanus (New World hookworm), 1623 nucleotides long. RefSeq lists its product as uncharacterized. The record is from RefSeq and is a predicted model, not a curated record. Gene Ontology annotation, cellular component: proteasome regulatory particle, base subcomplex. Gene Ontology annotation, molecular function: ATP hydrolysis activity; proteasome-activating activity; ATP binding. The transcript is spliced from 17 exons. Bases 1 to 1623 code for a protein of 540 amino acids. Gene Ontology annotation, biological process: proteasome-mediated ubiquitin-dependent protein catabolic process. Lineage: Eukaryota; Metazoa; Nematoda; Chromadorea; Rhabditida; Ancylostomatidae.
AUGGCUCCUCCGGCAGGAAGUGCGGCCGUAGCUGCCCCACUGGAGUCACAAAACACCGCUGAUGAACAAUCAUUGAGAAAUUACUUCAAGACGAAAAUUGAUGAGGCUCAGCAGAAAGUGUUAGAGAAGAACCAGAAUGUUUUACGUCUUCAAGCACAGCGUAAUGAGCUGAACUCCAAGGUUCGUAUGCUCAAGGAAGAACUACAGCAACUUCACGAGCAAGGAAGCUACGUUGGAGAGGUGAGCAAAGCUAUGGACAAGAAGAAAGUUUUAGUCAAGGUGCACCCCGAAGGAAAGUAUGUGGUAGAUGUGGAUAAGGGAAUCGAAGUUGCUACUAUCAACGCUGGUUGCCGCGUUGCACUCCGCGCUGACAGUUAUGCUCUUCACAAAAUCUUGCCAAACAAGGUCGAUCCUCUUGUUUCACUUAUGAUGGUAGAGAAAGUGCCAGAUUCGACUUAUGAGAUGAUUGGAGGUCUGGAUAAGCAGAUCAAAGAAAUUAAAGAAGUGAUAGAGCUACCAGUGAAGCACCCCGAAUUGUUUGAAGCUCUUGGAAUCGCUCAACCAAAGGGUGUCCUGUUGUACGGACCUCCAGGAACUGGAAAAACUCUACUCGCUAGAGCGGUAGCCCACCAUACUGAAUGUACAUUCAUUCGGGUGUCAGGUUCAGAACUUGUACAGAAAUUCAUCGGCGAAGGAGCAAGAAUGGUGCGCGAGUUGUUUGUGAUGGCUAGAGAACAUGCUCCUUCGAUUAUUUUCAUGGACGAGAUCGAUUCCAUUGGAUCAAGUCGUGUUGAAGGAUCUAGCGGUGGUGAUUCGGAGGUACAGAGAACUAUGCUUGAACUGUUGAAUCAGCUAGACGGCUUUGAAGCGACCAAGAAUAUAAAGGUUAUUAUGGCAACCAAUAGGAUCGAUAUUCUGGAUCCUGCUCUUCUUCGCCCGGGUAGAAUUGAUAGAAAGAUAGAAUUCCCUGCUCCUGACGAAAAAGCCCGAGCUGACAUCCUCAAGAUUCACUCUCGUAAGAUGAAUCUGAUGCGGGGAAUUAAUAUGAGAAAAAUAGCCGAAGCAAUCCCCGGGGCUAGUGGAGCUGAAGUGAAGGCAGUUUGUACGGAAGCUGGCAUGUUUGCUCUUCGUGAGCGACGUAUCCAUGUAACUCAGGAAGAUUUCGAAAUGGCUGUUGGAAAGGUGAUGCAGAAAGAUUCUGAGAAAAACAUGUCGAUAAAGAAAGAUCCAAAAAUUUUGAACUAUUCGCCGAUGAGCAGUAAGGGAUCGAAGGACUCAUCUCCAACGUCUGAAAAUGUCACACUGCGGCUUAUCCUUGUGAGCGGUAGAACGCACGAAUUCCAAUUCCAUCCGCUCACACCGGCGCACGAAGUCACACAAAAAGUCUUCGAACAGUGGCCGAAAGAAUGGGCUGAUGAAAAAGUGGAGUCAGCAUCGAUGCUGAAGCUUAUUUAUCAUGGACGGUUUCUACACGGUUCCGUCACUCUCAACGCAUUAAAUUUACCACAAGGGAAGACCACCGUAAUGCAUCUUGUAACACGAGAAAAUUUACCAGAACCAAAUUCUAAUGACUCGCUUUCAAAACGAAAACGUGGUGGCUGUUGUCGAUGUGUGUUAUCGUAG